AUGGGGGACGGACACUUUAUGACGGCCCAGGGCCACAUGUUCAUACUGUUUGUGUUUGGUUCCUCCUUAUAUUCCAAGGAGGUGAUGAGAGCAGAGGGUGGAGGGGGAAAUGAGGAGGGGGAAGGGGUCCCAGUCAGUGAGCAGUUGGCUCAGUAUAAAAACUGGGAAAGAAUCAUUCUGGAAGAGACACAUCAUAAGCUCCCAGCCUUGAAACAUUGGCUCUGCUACCUGGACAGUGUGCUCUGCUACUUUGAAUUACAGCUCUGCUACCUGGACAGUGUGCUCUGCUCUGCUACUGGGAAUUACAGCUCUGCUACCUGGACAGUGUGCUCUGCUCUGCUACUGGGAAUUACAGCUCUGCUACCUGGACAGUGUGCUCUGCUACUGGGAAUUACAGCUCUGCUACCUGGAUUGUGCCAAUACUUGGAACUCCUGCUCUGCUACUUUGCUAUCUGGAUACUCUACUUUGCCAAGUGCAUUAACCAUAGAUGGAUUAUGACCGGGAGUGACAUUAUUGACCCAUUCUCAGUGCACAGACCUGCAGGGUAA
Pelobates cultripes (western spadefoot toad) is the source of this 549-nucleotide messenger RNA. Lineage: Eukaryota; Metazoa; Chordata; Amphibia; Anura; Pelobatidae. The record is from the annotation of a GenBank genome assembly.